CAGGGCUCGUGUUUGUUUAUCAAACGCGACGCAUGCUGUCGUAGACUGAGAGGAGGGAGGAGAGUUCGUCGUCCCGGGGCCCUCAGGCUGCUGCCUUUUGCAUUGCUUUCGCUGCUGGUCACACUUUCACGUCCCCCUCCUGCUGCGCGAUUCCCACUCUUUAGAGUUCCUCUUUCUUCUCUUCUUUCUCCGCUGCUGCUGCCUCUUCUUCUUCUUCUCCUUCGGACGCUCUCUGCGUUUCGUGAGCACAAAGCCCGCCUCGAGCAGGAGGAGCGCGAAGGUAGAGAGAGAUCCUGGAUAGCGCCAACGGUAGUGGCGGCUUCGAUUCGGACACACUCCAUCGCAGGGGUCUUCGAUUGUUGUUGUAGAUAAACACAGGGAAGCCAGGUUCUGGGUAUGCGUGCAUCACUUCUUCGUGCCUGUGUGCACCCUCCGCCCUAACGCUCGGUUGCGAGUUGGUGUCCUGUGUCGAGUCGGGUGAAAACACGAUUUGUGUCGCAGAAGAAAAGUUGGUGCUGGAAUCACAAGAGUAAGAGGCCGCAGGGUAGGCUCGAACAAUGAGCAGCAGUAGGGCGGGGGGCGGUUCAGGCUCCGCGGCGAUUCCCGCCAAUGCCCGGAAGACGGUUCAGAGUCUUCGGGAAAUAGUCCCGAAUAGCGAGGACGAGAUCUAUGCGAUGCUGAAGGAGUGCAACAUGGAUGCCAACGAGACCGUGCAAAGACUCCUCAACCAGGAUCCAUUUCAUGAAGUGAAGCGUAGAAGAGAUAAGAAGAAAGAGGGAAACAAGGAUGCAACAGACAACAACAGAUCGAGGCCUGCCAGUGGAAGCCAAGGGAGAGGUGGUGGUAGGGGCGGUAUGAUCGAUCGUGGUUCUGGGAGGGGAAGCUCAUUGCCUCGGCACAAUACAAAUGAAUUCAACGGUGGUCGUGGAAAGUCUUUUGCACCACGUGAAAACGGCAGUGUAAAUAGAGCUUCCAGUACAUAUGGUGGUCCGUCUUCGUCAACCAUGCCAACUUAUGGCCAGCAAAAGGCAUACCCAUCGUCGGGCUUGAGCAGCGCAGCUCCAGCGUCGACUACUGCCAGCGCAACUGGACAUCAAAAUGGGAGCUCAGGGUUUUCACGGCCUGCGGCAGUGCCUCAAAGCACGUGGGGCGCGUCAUCCUCUGGGCACGCCACGAUGGCUGACAUUGUGAAAGCAAACGGUGCCCCUCCGCCUCCAUCAGUACCUCCUCCUACAGCUCCCCCGGCGACUGCACCAGUGGGGACCUCUCUUCCUUCUUCCGUUCCCCAGCAAUACACUUCUUCGCCCCCAAGCGCAACCCCAUCUGUUUCAUCUGGUGUGUACUCGUCGUCAACAGAUCCGGUUCUACAUCCAUCCCUUGACCCUCGUGCCACCGGAACACCAGGUGCAAUUAAACGAGAGGUUGGGACUGUUGGUUCGACUCGUCCAAAGCCAGACUGGCCUACCAGUUCACUGAAUUUGGAUGCUACAGCGGCCUCUGCAGUCCCCUCACAAUCUCUGCAACCAAUUUCACAAUCCAGUAUUCCGCCGUCAGUUGCUGCGCCUAGUCUGGAACUUGAGAAUCAGGUUGCUAGACCAAGCAGUCCUCCACCUGCCUCUGCCUCACCCCCCAUUCACCAAGAUCGGCCUGCUUCUCAUCCUAGUUCUGUUGAUACAUCGGCGGGCACUCAACCGAGACAGGGUGCUAGUGCACCUUCAAGUGCUGCCCCUGGUUCACGGUCAGUAGUUGUUGGCGGUCCAUUCAGUACCAGGCCUGUAUAUCAACCACAACAACAUCCAGUCGGAACCCAAAAAGCUACUGGAGCUGGCUUGGAAUGGAAACCGAAGCCCGCCGUGACGAGCACUGCCAAUAUGGGUGGAGUGAAUACACCCUCACAGCCAGACUCAGUUAGGUCUUCUCCACCUUCGGGGUCCGUGGACUCGGUACUGUCAGGGCAAACAUCAAAGCUGCAGUCUCUAAAUAUUCAUGACGACCAGCCUGUCAUCAUCCCCAACCAUCUCCAGGUUCCAGAGUCCGAACGAACGCACUUGAGCUUUGGAAGCUUUGGGGCAGGGUUUGGCACAAGCUUUUCAUCAAGUUAUGGUAAUGAGGAGAAGGCGUCCACUGCGAUUGCUGAGACUAUACCAGUUAAUGAGCCCCCAGUGGAACAGCAAAACACCACUAGUGUGGUUAGUCCUGCACCAGCAGCUUUGAGCCAGACCUUUUCUGUACCAGAAGAGAACUUGGUUUCAAACAUCGACACUGCUGUUGUGAGUAUGGGACCACCUGUUGCACCGCAGCCCGAGCUUCCGAAAGCAGAUCCUAUCGUACAUCAAGGACCUCCUUACCCUUAUCUGCCAACAGUAACGAAUUAUGCGGGAUUCAAUCUCAUGCCGCAAAUGCCUGCCGGACAGUAUGCCUACGAGCCUGCGGAAACCCAGCCCCAGGAUGUUACAAGGCUGCCUAGUUUGAUGCCGUAUACGGAUCCUACCACGAGCUACUACACUCCUCCCUUCAGACCAACUUCAGACGGGGAUGCGCGCUACCCGCCCUUCAUGCCUUCAAAUCCUUCAAGCAAGUACAACGGAAACAUAGGGCUGAUUAAUCUGGCGGGUCAAACUAUCUCGUCGUCUCAAGAGACGGGGAACACCGGAAUGCCCUCCUCUGUGUCAUCCGCUCAAACCUCACAGACUGGUAACACACAAACUGUUCAAACAAUGCCACAACAACAGCCUUUGCCCCUGCACGCUUACACAGGCCAACCUACUGGAGCUCCCAUUCAGCAUCAUUUCGCCAAUGUGUUUGGGUAUCAGUAUCUACCUCCAAGCUUUGCCUACAUGCACACUCACGCUCCUUACCAGCAUAACUACACAACCACGAGUGGCUAUCCACAGCCCCCUGCAGGUAACAGUUAUCCUCCUACAGCUGCAAGUUCGUACACCCCAGCGGGUGCCGCCACUGUAAAAUAUCAACUCUCGCAGUACAAACCUGGUACUGCUACUGGUAAUGCACCCCAUUCAGCUGCCGCGCAAGGAUAUGGAGGUUAUGCAACCGCGCCAUCUGGUUAUGCAGCCAAUCCUACAGUAACUGGUGGGAGUGCUACUGGGUAUGACGAUGUGCCUCAGCAAUACAAGGACAACAACUUGUAUAUUCCAAACCAGCAGGGGGAACAGUCUGGUGUUUGGAUCCAAGCCCAAUUGUCACGAGACAUGGCUGCAGCAGGUAUGCAGACCAGUUCGUAUUACAAUUUGGCGCAGCAAGGCCAGCAUACAGCGUAUGCUCACACUCAGCAGCCAACUCAUGCCCAUGCUCAUCCUGGGGCAUAUGCUAAUUUGUACCAUCCUUCCCAGUCUGGACCAGCUCCAACAGCCCAUCAGUUGCUUCAACAGCCCCAGGGUCUUGGUGCGCAAGGUGCCGGCGGAGGGCAAGCCGGUGGUUAUCAGCAACCACAACGUACCCAACAGACGUGGGCCAACAAUUACUGAUGGGGAGUCGCAGGUUGAGGGAAAGCACCAACUGAUUAUAAUGACGGGCCGGCAGUGGGGUUGUCUCUGGAACUGGCAGUUGGUAGUUAAGGCCAAAAGUUGGCCUUUAGGAGGCUUGUCUGAUUGUGUAGGCAGAAAGAGUAGAUCAGAUUUGUGGCCCUCAGUUGGCCUGAGAAGAGUGUACAUAACAAGUUUGACGAAAAUGGUAGAAGAUUGGAUGGUGGAGCUUUAACAUUCAUGGCAUGGGUAACACUGUGGGCGUUGAACCAGAUUCUUAGUCCACUGUUUUGACACGGAGGCACACUGCGCCGAAAAGUGGGACUGUGCACUAUAUUCUGGAGUCUGUCAUAGCCAUUGAAGGUUGCCUUUGUUCCUUAUUAUCUUACUUGAAAGGACCUUGCUUAUUCAGCCACAGGUUUGUAGUAGGCUCUACUGAGAUACUGAGUUUCGUACUCCUGAUUCUUGAAGCAUUGCUUUCUGAUUCUCGUGAUCCGACCUAGUCGGUCCAUUUUAGCGCAUGGCACUGGGACUCGAGCUCGCCUAGAUACACAUGAUUGGUUUGGGCCCUCACCUCAGUUCACCUUAUUGGGCCAGAGUGGUUGGCGGUGUCGGUAAAGUAGUGAAAAUCGAUCGACGGGGAUCCAAUCAGGAAUGACUGUUUUGGUAUCUGAAUCCGGAGGAUGCCUAUAUGCACGAUGGCAUAAGCAAUGCACAGUUCGUGGGUUUCGAUUGAUCUGCAGUGGACGGCAGGUCAAAUCUCCACCUAGCAAGAUGCGGAAUAUUCUUUUUCAUCAUGCCCUAGCAAGCAUGGCCCUUGCACGUCUUUUACUGUCUGCCAGGUUGAGGUUGACGUAUUACCUUCUUAGUGAGGUUUGACAUUAGGGGAUCCUAUCUGUGUCAAGCAACUCGAACAGUUUUGAAAGAUCUUAUUUCGAGUUUGUCUUGAAGCAGCAGCACAGUUUUUGUGAAGCUAAUUUUAGGUAUUUAAUGGCUGUCAGCGUAGAUUGCCCACCUCAUUGGUUCGAGGAUACAUUCUGUAUUUUAACAAUGGCAAAUUCUGCUUCGUCUAUCUUCUUGGGUAUCAAUUUAACAGGGCAUGUUUUCUCUUCGGUGGUAAUUGCCACCUGUUGUAUGAUGCUACAUGUGCAAUGUGGUUCGUAAUGAUCAAAGAGCUUGUGUGCUGGUCUGUCGAUGUUCUUCGUGUCUUCCUGUUUUGGUCUUCGGCCACCACAUGAAGAAGACUGCCCUUCACAACCUUGACUUUUACUGGAGGAAUCUUUAUUUCCUUGUCCCUGUUAAGGUUCUAUAGAUCAAAUCACAUAAUCUAUGGAGAAGAUCGUCACGUUGGUUAAAGUCAGAUCUGA
Marchantia polymorpha subsp. ruderalis is the source of this 4849-nucleotide messenger RNA. NCBI's taxonomy places the organism in Eukaryota, Viridiplantae, Streptophyta, Marchantiopsida, Marchantiales, Marchantiaceae. The record is from the annotation of a GenBank genome assembly.